GGUGUUUGGGCUCUAGCCGACAGCUAGAGAUUUGGGAGAGCCGGAGCUUCAUCUUCAAUUGAAGAUCCAUUGUAUCUUAUUUGUUUUCUUCUUAUAUCAUCAAUUAAAAAGAUUUUUCUCUGGUUAUUCCUCUUAAUUCUUCUUGGGGAUUGUGUUGGGGAUGCUGAAGUUAAAUUUCCGCCAAGGAAUUAGUGGAUUUCUAAGAGCACUUCCUAUCCAAUUAGUAGCAGAGCUUUGUCCUGGGCGGAAAAAUAGGAUUUAUUGAUUUCUGCUAUGUUUUGCCGCUCUGUAUUGCUAAUGUUUGUUAUUUGAAGACUAGACCCGUUGUUUUUUUCCGUUUUUGUUGUUUGGUGCCUAGAUCUGGGUACCCAUAGCAAGAAGAAAUGUAUAAGUAUUAGAGGGGGAGAUCGGACAAUUGUAAUCUAAAAUUUUGGAUCUCCCAACUCAAUUUUUCAGAUUUCAAAAGUCAAAUUUCAGCCAUUCAUGAGAAGAUCGAUGGGAAAUUUUCCAUCCUGGAAGAGAUGUUGAAGAAGUUGCUCGAAGGCCAACCCAAAAUGGUGAGGAUGCAGUUCAGUGCCUAUUCAGAGAUCAAGCACAGAAGCUAUCAUAGAUUAUCUUUUGAUCAUAACAAACCACAGAGAAACUACCACUGCAAUGGAAUAAAGUCAGACAAACCUUCAGCAACCAUGAAUCAGGAUACAGAUGUUUUCCUCCUUAAUGCUGUCAGAAUGAGCUU
This is a messenger RNA of Dendrobium catenatum, 736 nucleotides long. Its product is annotated as cell division topological specificity factor homolog, chloroplastic. The record is from RefSeq and is a predicted model, not a curated record. NCBI's taxonomy places the organism in Eukaryota, Viridiplantae, Streptophyta, Magnoliopsida, Asparagales, Orchidaceae. Gene Ontology annotation, biological process: regulation of division septum assembly; cell division; chloroplast fission.